AUGGAAUCCUUCAAUCCUAACAAACACCUGAAAGAACAAUUUGUGAGCAACUUAACCGGUUCUUCCAAGCUCGAGAUAUUCUUCCUCAUCACGAAUUUCUCGAUUCUGAUACUUAUAAGGCAUUGCAUUGGAUUCAGUUGGACCAAUUAUGGUUCUAGUAAGAAAGAUGAUAAUGCUUCUAGCAGUUGCAAGAACUUGAAAGCCUACAUUGCGACUCUGAGUCUUGAUUUUCUAUGUAUUGCGGUUCCUUACGUUUUGCUCAUGACUGUUCUCGCCGAAUGGACUCAUGGGAUCACAUUGGUGUUUGUGCUGCUGCUUUUGUUCAGAAUGUUUUGUAGAAAUCGAUCAUCACUCUUGCAGGAAAAUGGCAUUAACUCUAUUAGGGCCACCAUCUCCUCCUAUAGGGUUUCUAUGAUGCUUGGUACAUCCCUCUGUAUUUUGGCUGUUGAUUUCAAGAUAUUUCCUAGAAGAUAUGCAAAAACAGAGACGUAUGGUUCUAGCUUGAUGGAUCUUGGUGUAGGAUCAUUUGUAGUAGCUAAUGCGUUGGUUUCACGACAGGCGCGUGGUAUUAUAAACAUGACAUUUAGCCAUGCUCUUCGUUCGACUGGUCCAUUGAUCAUUUUGGGGUUUGCUCGACUUAUUUCCACUUCAAGUGUAAAUUAUCAGGUUCAUGUUGGUGAAUAUGGUGUGCAUUGGAAUUUCUUUUUCACUCUCGCUGCUGUCGCUAUCCUCACUUUUGUUAUAAACGUUGAUCCUACAUACUGCGGAGUUCUAGGUUCCUUCAUCCUCAUUGCCUAUCAAGCAUUGCUGUCAUGUGGGCUAAAUGAAUACCUCCUUUUGGAAGAAAGGGGAGCAGACAUCUUCAGCCAAAACAAGGAAGGAAUAUUCAGCAUAUUUGGAUAUUGGGGAAUGUACCUUCUUGGCGUUGGAAUAGGAAGAUUCCUCUUCUUUGGAGACGAUUCAAAAACCAAGAAACGGGCCACAACUAGAGUUUGGGCUCUUUGCUUCUUUUUCUGGGCAUUAACUUUGUUUCUAGAGUUGCAUAUUGAGAAAGUAUCUCGUCGAAUGGUAAGUGGCACUAUGCCUAAAACCAAAUUGAUUUUUUCUCAGGUAUUAGCCAUCCUGAUGCUGUCCGAUUAUGUAUCCAGAUGUAAAACCUCAGCUCUAGAAGAAGCAUUUAACCGUAAUUUGCUUGCAACUUUUCUCCUGGCAAAUGUUCUUACAGGAUUGGUGAACUUAUCUGUUGACACACUGUCUAUGUCCUCAACCUCAGCCUUAGCCAUCUUGCUUGCCUAUGCUUUCCUUUUAUCUUUUGUUGUUGGAUUUGCAGAUUUUCUGGGCAUUAGGUUAAAGUUUUGCUAA
Molecule: messenger RNA, 1362 nt
Organism: Striga hermonthica
Lineage: Eukaryota; Viridiplantae; Streptophyta; Magnoliopsida; Lamiales; Orobanchaceae
Source: the annotation of a GenBank genome assembly